AUGAGAGUUUCCGCCGUCUCCACGUUUGCAAACACCUCCCGUACACUUUCACAAAGGAGGCUCGUCCGUGUUCAACUCAAGACAGAAGUUCCAGGCAUAGGUAGCGCUGGUAGCGUCGUUCUCGUCCAACCUGGUCGUAUGCGCAACGAGCUGCUGCCUACGCACAAAGCUGUGUACCAACCUCUACCGACCCCUUUCCAGCUCUCGCACGAAAAGGCCAACGCCUCGCUCGCCGAAUCGCAGCUCGAAUCGGCACAAGCUGCACUCGAUCUUCAGCAAGCGAGGGACGCUCUUUCCAAGGAACUGGGCCCACUCCAGCUGCUCAGUCUGCGAAGAAAGUUGGAGGCAACACCUCCUGUCGUCUUUUCGAGGCAGACCACGACCAAGUUCAAACCCUCAGCGUCAGCAAACGGUGAGCCGCAUCUGCCCAAGCCCGCACUCGGUAUCCAGGGAAGCAUCUCGACGACCGACAUUGUCAGCUUUUUGAGGGAGCACGGCGCUUUCGAUCUCGAGACCGACUACAGCGAAGGCGGUAAACCGGUGCAUCUCAACAGGCUUACGCUCGCACAGAUCAACACGGCUUGCGAAUUCUCGCUCGUCUCGGAAAGCUCAAGCUCACAGCACGGGAGCGAAUCGAUCGAUAAACUCGGUCGUAUCAAAAAGACAGGUCGAUACGCGCUUGUUGCUCACAUCUUGCCAUCCAACAUCCGCGCUCGCAUUCCGGUCAUCGUUCGACCCAACCUCGCUUCCACUUCCUCGGUCACGUCCGCAUCAACCCCCGCUUCCGCUUCCACUUCCACUUCCGCUUCCGUCUCGUCCAUGUCUGGCCAAACACGAGGUUACGCUACAUCAUCCAAGCCGACGAGCAUGGAAAGCGCGAUGCGCACCAAACUCGAAGCCGAAUUCGGCCCACAGGUCCAAGUGCACAUCCGGAACGAUUCCAGCAAACAUGCUCACCACGCUGCCAUGGCUGCUCAGGGCGGUGGAAACGGCGAGACGCACUUCUACGUGCAUGUGGUUUCGGACAAGUUUCAAGGUAUGACACAGAUCAAGCGUCAUCGUGCCGUCAAUGCGCUCUUGCAGUCCGAGUUUGACCGCGGUCUGCAUGCGUUGAGUCUUCGCACCAAGACGUGGGCGGAAGAAGCCAAGCUCAAGCCGGAGCUUGACGCGGCGUCAAACCAAGAAAGUACUGUGGAGGAUCCGACGAGGUGUGCGCAAACGCCCAGUGCGACGUCGGCGCGCGAAUCGUCUCUGUGGACAGCUCCGCAAUCGCAGCUCUAUCCAACGUCGCCAUUGGCGCAUGCGCCUGCUUCCACGACGACGCAAGCCACCGACGAUAUCCUUUCCGCCUUUUACACACGUCCUCCAACCACGCCGACCAUCGCGCCGAAUGCGCGCUCCGUCACUCGGCACCAACGCGAAAAGUUCUUUCGCCGAGUUACCAGGGACGAAGCGGUCGAACCGUCGGCUCAACAGAACCGGCUCAAUGUGCUGGGUGGCAUCCUUGCUACCGCUUGUGCGGCCUACAUGGUGCUCGUCGCAGACUUUGGUCAACCCGAGGGCAGCACCAACUGCUUCACCGAUCUGAGAAAGUGGGUGUGGGGCGAGCAGGGACCACCCCAACUGAACGUCUUUUGA
Messenger RNA from Mycosarcoma maydis (corn smut), 1638 nucleotides. RefSeq lists its product as uncharacterized. The transcript is spliced from 3 exons. The record is from RefSeq and is a predicted model, not a curated record. Lineage: Eukaryota; Fungi; Basidiomycota; Ustilaginomycetes; Ustilaginales. Bases 1 to 1638 code for a protein of 545 amino acids.